ACCAGUCAAUGAUAAAUUUGUUCGGAAAACAAUACGAGAGCUAUAUGGCAGUAGCAGCACUGGCACCCAACAUUUUUUAGAUCCAAAGUCAGACUCUGAUGUACCAAUCAGAAAUCGAGCUUACAGAAAUACUGUUUGUGCUAAAUGUAUCUUCAUUAACUGCAAAGACAUAUCUGCUUCUACAGUGUCAAUGCUACAGUCAAUAGUGAAUAAAGAGAAUGAAGAGAAGGAAUAUAAUGAUAAUGAUAAUGAUUUAAGUUUUGAUAAUGCUGCUUAUUCAAGUGAAAGUUCUGCAGGAAAUGUGAGAGAGACCCCAGAUGCACAUGGUGAUGUGAAAAGGGACACAGAAACUAACAAUAAUGGAGAGUUUGGAGACGUUUUUUCAUUAGUAGAAGACUUGGUCACAACUGAUACUGGAGGUGUUAAUUCAAAAACAAGCAGUAAGCCAUGCAUCAUUGUUUUUCAGUUUGCAGAGCCUGAAAUAACCGAACAUGUUCUGAGCAUAUUGCUCAAUUAUCUGACCAAAUUCUGUGCUGUUCUACCAUUAUGUCUGAAGAACAUAACUUUCAAAAUAAAUUUAUUAAAAGAAAUUUAA
This is a messenger RNA of Amphimedon queenslandica, 595 nucleotides long. RefSeq lists its product as uncharacterized. The coding region runs from base 191 to 595 and encodes 134 amino acids. NCBI's taxonomy places the organism in Eukaryota, Metazoa, Porifera, Demospongiae, Haplosclerida, Niphatidae. The transcript has 4 exons. The record is from RefSeq and is a predicted model, not a curated record.